Molecule: messenger RNA, 708 nt
Organism: Punica granatum (pomegranate)
Lineage: Eukaryota; Viridiplantae; Streptophyta; Magnoliopsida; Myrtales; Lythraceae
Source: RefSeq, a predicted model, not a curated record
AUGGGGAUGGGCUAUCAAGAAGGUCCAAAUUCAAGGACUACAAAAAAGAAUAACGUGGAAUUGCCAAGGGAAGAAAAUGACAUAUCGGCGGGUGAUUACGGGCCUGUGGUACCACCGAUAAUAUCUGCUGGAAUUUUUAAGGAGGGUAAUGGAAAUGGGAAGCCAUUGACGAGCGAAGAAGGUGCUCGAUGCCAAAGUUCAAAUGCAAAGCUUGAUGGUAUUGCUGAAGAUGAGAAACCGGGGAUGGAGAAGAAGAAGAAUCAAGAUGACCCUAUGAAACAUGUGACAUGUGAGAAACAGGAGAGGAAUAAGAAGUUAAACGAUAGCCUUUGCAUCCUCGAAUACGAUGUGCCAAAACCACCGAGGUGGAACAUUGAUGUUUUAGAGGAUAUGGAGGAAGUGCAGUCUCCUUCUGAUUUAUGGAUGAAGAUGAUGGUGGUUGCUGGUGCUGAUGAUCCUCUUGAAGAUAUGAACAACCUAGGAAGCUCCAUGGAGCAGCAAACCACAAAAGUCGAAGUUAGGGCAUUAGGAGGAAGAUCAGUGAGCAUUCACCUAUCAUGUCCUGGCAAACGAGGCCUUAUACUCUCUGUAACGAAGGCUCUCGACAAUCUCGGACUCGAUAUGCAAGAAGGUAGUAUCUACAACUCAAUUAGGUUCACUUUUGAUGUUUCCCGAGCUGAGGUAAGAGCUGAAUAUCUUUCUCAUUGA